This is a messenger RNA of Cetraspora pellucida, 795 nucleotides long. NCBI's taxonomy places the organism in Eukaryota, Fungi, Glomeromycota, Glomeromycetes, Diversisporales, Gigasporaceae. The record is from the annotation of a GenBank genome assembly.
AUGCCUCACGAUAAGGUUGGCAAUCGGAUUUACAAGUAUAGGGGCGUUAUCAAAGACGUUGCAACCAGAUAUCGGCGCAGUUUUCCUUUGACUGAUAAAACAGCCAUACAAAUGGCUAGAGUGAUUCAAAAAAUUUAUAAUGAUUUGAAUUGCCCACUUAACUGGCCAAAACUUUUAAUCGUAGACAAAGGAACUGAAUAUAUAGGUGAGUGUAGAGAUUUAUUACUCGAAUAUGGCGUAAAAAUUCAGUAUGCUAAAUCUAAGGAAGGCAAUGCUAUAGCAGAGCGUGAUCACCAGGAAUUUGAAAAACACUCUUUUAUUCAACAAGAUGCUAAGGAUUUACUGUUACCUUUAUCAAAACGUUCUAGAGACUGGGUUAGAAGCCUUCGCAUUAAUGAUGAUAAUUUUAAUAGUGCCCCUACUCGGCUAAUAGGUAUGUCUCCUAAUGAAGCGGUAAAAAAAGCAUUAAAAGGGAAGAAGAUAAUUGCGAAACCAGCUAUAAAACAUAGGAGACCUAUCGGAUAUGAUGAACCUUGUUUAUCCCAUUUUGACAUAGUGAGAUAUCUUCUUAAACCUGGCGAACUAGAACAUGGUCCUGCUAAAAGAAGAAUUACUGAUAUGAAUUGGUCUCCUCAGGUUUAUUAUAUCCGCAAAUCUUUGGUACAAAAAAAUCAGCCAAUCUUGUACUGGCUAGAAGAUGAAAAGGGUAAUGGUCCAGAAAGAUCUUUUGUAAGAGAAGAGCUUCAAAUCGUAAAGGAGGUUGAAUACCCCCCUCAAUGGGUACUCACAAAUUAA